Messenger RNA from Galleria mellonella (greater wax moth), 1306 nucleotides. RefSeq names its product dynein regulatory complex protein 9. Gene Ontology annotation, cellular component: motile cilium; cytoplasm. Gene Ontology annotation, molecular function: protein binding. Lineage: Eukaryota; Metazoa; Arthropoda; Insecta; Lepidoptera; Pyralidae. Gene Ontology annotation, biological process: cilium organization. Bases 346 to 1248 code for a protein of 300 amino acids. The record is from RefSeq and is a predicted model, not a curated record. The transcript has 7 exons.
AUACCUGCACUAUAAAAACUAUAAAAUAGCAACUAUACAUUGAAAUUUUAUGUUUUUAUAGAGUAUAGACAAUACAAUGAGCUGUAUUUUAAUCUUUACAAUUGAUUAUCAAAUUACUAUACACAUAGACACAGUACAUACCUAGUUACUUUAGAAACAUCUUUUUUAUAAGAAAACGUCAAACCAUUAUAAUUAAUAUUAAAUAGGUAAUACCUAAGUAAUAUAAAAACAAUAACUGUUAUUUUUUUUUAUUUUAUUUUAAACAAUUUUGGUAUCUUAUGUGUAAGUAUAAUGCCCAACUGUUUUUCUGCUUUAAGGAUACUUAUCUAAGUAUAACAAUAAAAUAUGGAUGCUCUGCUAUUUACAUUAACAUUAGAAGUGGUCCUUUUGCAAAUUCGUAUUCUCGAGGGCACCACAGAAUUACAAGCAGACAAGAAAUGUAAAAGCAGAAACGAAAAAGCUCAAUGUGAUAAGUUCACUAGAGACCGACAAAUGGUGAAGGAUGUAAUACGAAGAACCCUGAUUGAGAUUGUGGAGACAGGACAAUGGUACACCCUGGAGCAAGCUACGAAAGUCCUUCAAAGUCGCUUCUCUUCCGCGAUUACUAUGCGUCUAAAGCACGAGCAGCUGGAAAUGACACUUAAAGGCAUUGUUAAAGAGCUAAUAACCAAACGAAAUCAAUGGAUUCUCGAAACACAUAAUGCCGAUAAAAAGAUUGCUCUUCUUCGAGACAAGAUGAAAGACGAUUACCAAAACGCUAAGGCACGUCUUUGUUACGCCGAGAAGUGGGUAAUAGCACGCGCGGAAUCAUUGGAAUUGCAGCUUAAUGUUCCACGCCCACCUUUACCCAGAGCUGAUUAUGAGCAGAGAGUACAUGACGAAUUGGUUCGGGCUUACGAAUUACAGAUUAAGGAGCGUGAAGACUUAUUGGUGUACUGGAAAGAACGUUAUACAAGAGAUAUUGCUGAUAUAUGUGACAGAGUAUCGAAAAAAUGCGAACAGCUUCGCAUAGCUAUUGCGCGACACGAAGAGCUACAGAAUUUGUACAAUUUGCACGAAGGAGAAAUGCGCGGAUGGCUAACAUUCAAGCGGGAGCGCGCUGCGCGCAUUGCUCUCCAAGAACGAUUGAACACGGCUGCCAAACGCAUUCAGUCUUGGUGGCGUGGGAUCAUGGUUCGUCGCGCACUUGGCCAGUUCAGAUAUCUACGCAGCGCGAAAAAAUCACCCAGUAAAGGCAAAAAGAAAUAAUAGUAAUAUAAAGAGAGAUACGAUUUUGGAUCGGAGCCCUAACAUUUUAAAUAAAAUU